UUAGACUCUUGGAGGACUCAUGAAGAACGUCUCAAAGCAAUUAAACGUUGGAUUAAUUAUGAAGGACCAUCAGUGCUUAUAAUUGGUUAUGAAUUAUUUAGAAUUCUAACUUUUACUGAUGAGGAUAAGGCUAAUAUGAGUAAAAAUCGCAGGAAGAAUAUACCUUUGAAGAAGAAAUUGCCAGCUGCUAAAAAAUUGGAUAAGCUUAGACCACAGUUUUGCGAAUAUCUACAAAAUGGUGAGAAGAUCUACUUUUAUAUAAAUAUUUUUAUUUAGCUCCACAUUUACUUGUUUGUGAUGAAGGCCAUAAACUCAAAUCACCUUCAACUGCGCUUUUCUAUACAAUUGACAAAAUAAAAACGCUGAGGCGAAUUUGUAUGACUGGAACACCCCUUCAGAAUAAUUUAGAAGAGUAUUAUUGUAUGGUCAACUUUGUAAAGCCAGAUCUUCUUGGUAGUCUUGACGAAUUUAAAAGCCGUUUUUCUAAUAUAAUAAAAUGUGGAAGAUCAAAAGAUGCAAGUGCUUACGAUGUUCGUCGAAUGCGUAGAAGAUGCCAUGUGCUUUUUGAUCGACUUAAAUGUGUAUUAGAUUGGCGGGAUUAUAGUGUUUUGAGUCUUUAUCGCGUUUGGACGCAUCCAUACCUUUUGGUAGAACAUGUGAAACGUGAACAAUAUAAAUCUCAAAAUUCUAUUGAUGACUUCAUUGAUGAUGACUAUGAUUCAGAGGCAGAAAGUAAUGAUUCUGAUGAUAUUGUCGCUAUGGAUGCAUUAAAUGAUAAUCCCUCUACCUCUUCUGCUAACAAUAAAAAUAACGAGUUUGAAAAUCCUUUAGAAAAUUGGGCAAAAGAUUUAGUUUCUGAAAAGGAUCGAAAUAAUUUUGCUUUGAGCAACAAAUUACUACUACUUAUUGAAAUUAUUAAAAAAUGUGAAAAGAUUGGAGAUAAAUUGUAA
This is a messenger RNA of Meloidogyne enterolobii, 950 nucleotides long. The record is from the annotation of a GenBank genome assembly. NCBI's taxonomy places the organism in Eukaryota, Metazoa, Nematoda, Chromadorea, Rhabditida, Meloidogynidae.